AUGGGAAAAGAAAAGGUCCAUAUCAACAUUGUCGUCAUUGGACACGUCGAUUCUGGAAAGUCCACCACCACCGGGCACCUCAUCUACAAAUGUGGAGGGAUCGACAAGCGCACCAUCGAGAAGUUCGAGAAGGAAGCGCAAGAAAUGGGCAAGGGAUCGUUCAAGUACGCCUGGGUGCUGGACAAACUGAAGGCCGAGCGCGAGCGUGGAAUCACCAUCGACAUCGCUCUGUGGAAGUUCGAGACCGCCAAAUACUACGUCACCAUCAUUGACGCACCUGGACAUCGUGACUUCAUCAAAAACAUGAUCACGGGAACUUCUCAAGCUGAUUGUGCUGUGUUGGUUGUCGCCUGUGGUACUGGAGAGUUCGAGGCUGGAAUCUCAAAGAAUGGGCAAACCCGCGAGCACGCUCUUCUUGCCCAGACUCUCGGAGUGAAGCAACUUAUCGUCGCUUGCAACAAGAUGGACUCCACCGAACCACCAUUCUCUGAGGCUCGCUUCACUGAGAUCAAGACUGAGGUUUCCAAUUUCAUCAAGAAAAUUGGAUACAACCCAGACACUGUUCCAUUCGUGCCAAUUUCCGGGUUUAACGGAGACAACAUGCUUGAAACUUCUUCCAACAUGUCAUGGUUUAAAGGAUGGGAAGUCACCCGCAAGGAAGGAAACGCCUCUGGAAAGACUCUUCUCGAUGCCUUGGACGCGAUCCUCGCACCGCAGCGCCCAACCGACAAGCCUCUCCGACUUCCCCUCCAAGAUGUCUACAAAAUCGGCGGCAUUGGAACCGUGCCUGUUGGGCGUGUCGAGACCGGCCUCAUCAAGCCUGGGAUGGUCGUUACCUUCGCCCCACAGAACGUCACCACUGAGGUAAAGUCUGUUGAGAUGCACCACGAGUCGCUUCCUGAAGCUGCCCCCGGAGACAAUGUUGGUUUUAACGUCAAGAACGUCUCAGUAAAGGAUAUUCGACGAGGAUCCGUCUGCUCGGACUCCAAGAACGACCCAGCAAAAGAGGCCCGCUCUUUCACCGCUCAGGUGAUCAUCAUGAACCACCCUGGACAAAUUGCGGCCGGAUACUGCCCAGUGCUCGACUGUCACACUGCUCACAUUGCUUGCAAGUUUGCUGAGCUUAAGGAGAAAGUCGACCGCCGUACUGGAAAGAAAGUUGAGGACAACCCCAAGGCUUUGAAGAACGGAGACGCCGGAAUUGUCGAGCUCAUCCCAACCAAGCCUCUCUGUGUUGAAGCCUUUACGGACUACCCUCCGCUUGGACGAUUCGCCGUUCGCGACAUGAGGCAAACCGUUGCUGUAGGCGUCAUCAAGGGAGUCGACAAAUCCGAGGGAGGUGGAGGCAAGGUGACGAAGGCAGCUCAAAAGGCCGGAGCCCCCGCUGGCAAGAAGAAG
Messenger RNA from Mesorhabditis belari, 1398 nucleotides. Lineage: Eukaryota; Metazoa; Nematoda; Chromadorea; Rhabditida; Rhabditidae. The record is from the annotation of a GenBank genome assembly.